AUGUGGCGCAAUGUGGAGACGGCCGGUGUGCACUUGGCAGACUGCACACUACUAGGUUACCGCGGCGAUCUGGCGCUGGAGCAGAAACGGGCGGAGGCGGAGGCACAGAAGCGUCACAAUGCACCCAAAGAAGGAGGCCCCACCAAAACAAAUGGCACAACUGCAAAGCAACUGGCUUCACCAUUUAUUCGUGUUGAUGAAGAAUUGAUCGCAUCGAGUAUUUCUCUUUCUGCAAUGCUACGCGCUGAAGCAGAGCGCAAGGCACAUUUGACGAACAAAAUACGGCAUGAAGAGGAGAGAGAAGCAUUACUCAAGCUGCAUGAUGGAAUGCGGAGCACCAUCAUUGACAGCUGGGCGCUGGAAUUAGAGAGGCUGAAGGUGACAGAGCAGAAGGCUUUCAGGAAUGCUCAAUGCAGAGAACGAAGCCGACGGGUGUCGCAGUGGCGCGAGGCCGCUGGUCAACAGCACCUGGCGGAUGAGGCACGACUAUGGGCAGACAUGGAGCAGGUGAUGAUGCGGGAACGAGAGGAGGGCAGAGCCGCGCAUCGUCAGCGAAACACGACAGCGCGGAACUAG
Trypanosoma grayi is the source of this 576-nucleotide messenger RNA. RefSeq lists its product as hypothetical. The record is from RefSeq and is a predicted model, not a curated record. The coding region runs from base 1 to 576 and encodes 191 amino acids. The transcript has a single exon. NCBI's taxonomy places the organism in Eukaryota, Euglenozoa, Kinetoplastea, Trypanosomatida, Trypanosomatidae.